AUGGUGAACAUAAAAUUCUUAGGUGAGGAAAAACUACCAAAGUUACCCGUUCCACCACUUGAAAAUACUCUACGGAAAUAUGAGAAAACUCUGCAACCACUACUCAGUGAUCAAGAAAAAGAACGAAUACACAAAAUAAUAGAAGAGUUUGGCAAACCAGGAGGCCAUGGCUCCAAACUUCAGCUAUAUCUGGAAAACAGAAGGGAAAAGUUAGAUAAUUGGGCAUACGAAUAUUGGAUGAACGAUAUGUACCUAAACUACCGGGAACCUAUCGCUAUCAACUCCAAUCCAGGCAUGGUUUUCCCUCCUAGAAAAUUCACAACCAUCCUAGAUGUAGCUCGGUUCGCAGCCAGACUCAUAGACGCUGCUCUGGACCACAAAGAAAUUCUUAAUCGCAAAGCUUUACCCAUAGAGAAAGCUACGUCGAGAGAAGCGGGUCAGCCUCUAUGUAUGGCGCAGUUCUAUAGGAUACUGGGAGCUUCCAGAUUGCCCGGAAAAAAGCGCGACUCUCAAUACGUAUGUCCUGUUCCUAAGGAUGGGGAGCAGACAUCUGAACAUAUCAUUGUUAUUUGCAGAAGUCAAUUAUACUGUGUUCCUAUACAAGCAGGUGAUAGAGGAAGACUGAACGAAGACGAAAUAUGUUCCCAAUUGUUAUACAUACUGGAUGAUGCUCCUUGUUUGUCCAAUCCGCCACCCAUAGGUCUGUUAACAGGCUGGAAAAGAUCACUAUGGGCCGAAGCUAGGGAAGACUUAAUGAAGGAGGAAAGAAAUACAAGAAAUCUGGAUCUUAUAACCAAAGCUUUAGUAGUUGUAUGCCUUGAUGAGGGCUUGCCUAACAAUUUCAACUGCAGGCUUCAAAGAGGUGGUAAAGGUCAUAUAGCUGCAGGUCGUGACGAAACCAACUUAGCUCACCAAAUGCUUCACGGAGGAGGCAGUACCCACAAUUCAGCAAACAGAUGGUUUGACAAAACUAUUCAACUGGUCAUCUCCGGAGAUGGAGCAUGCGGUCUUUGCUAUGAGCAUUCCAAUGCAGAAGGAAUCGCAGUUAUCCAGUUGGCAGAAAAGCUUUGGAAGCAUGCUGAUUCAUUCACAAUCCCAUCAGAGGUACCUGCAUCUUCGUCGAGUCACCUUCCUCCACCAGAGCGCUUAGAAUGGCUACUGGAAGCUACCGACCACAAGAGAAUAGAAGAAGCCGGACUGUACCUAGAUAAUUUAGUAAAAGACUUAGAUUUCCAGGUUUUUAGAUACAACGGCUAUGGAAAAGAGUUUAUGAAGUCUUGCAAAGUUAGUCCAGAUGUAUAUAUUCAAUUGGCUCUGCAAUUAACUUACUAUAGAUUGUAUGGUAAGCUUACAGCAACCUAUGAAAGUGCUUCAGUCAGAAGAUUUAGGUUGGGAAGAGUGGACUGUAUAAGAUCAGCUAGUCCAGAGGCUUUGGCUUGGGUAAAAGCCAUGUCGCAACCAAAAGAAGACGACACAAGCAACAAGAAGGUAACAUUCCAUCUAGUUAGUGACGACAAAAAGAUUCUACUAUGGAACGAAGCUGUAGCAGCACAAACUACAGAGAUGGUUGAAAACAUUCUCGGCCAAGGUAUAGACUUACACAUCUUAGGUUUAAGAGAAGCAGCCAAAGAAACCGCGCCAACAGCUGCAUCUCCACUGCCAAAACUCUUUACAGACGCAUCGUAUAGAUUAGUCAACAAAUUUUUACUGUCCACCAGUCAAGUAGCCACUAGUACUAACAGCUUCAUGGGCUAUGGUCCAGUGGAGUCAGAUGGAUACGGAGCUUCUUACAACCCUAAGACAGACUGUAUCAUCUUUUGCUUGUCGGCUUUUUGGUCCUCUGAGGUUACUAGUACUAGCAAGUACGCACAGUCUUUAGAAGAAAGCUUGAAUAUAAUGCAAAGCUUACUGACUCGGCCUAGUACGUGA
Molecule: messenger RNA, 1929 nt
Organism: Diabrotica virgifera virgifera (western corn rootworm)
Lineage: Eukaryota; Metazoa; Arthropoda; Insecta; Coleoptera; Chrysomelidae
Product: choline O-acetyltransferase
Exons: 6
Coding region: 1-1929 (642 amino acids)
Biological process (GO): acetylcholine biosynthetic process; neuromuscular synaptic transmission
Cellular component (GO): neuron projection; cytoplasm
Molecular function (GO): choline O-acetyltransferase activity
Source: RefSeq, a predicted model, not a curated record